GAUCUGGGAUGUAGAGGAAGGCUUGCAGGAAUCGGAAGGUUGUAGCCCCCUCACUUUGUGUUAUUAAUGCUGCAGCUCUUAGACACUGGCUGGACAGGCACAUCCCUCCCUCCGCUGGAUCUGCCUUUGAGCCUGGUGAUCCCUGGGAUAUCUGCAGAAGGUGCCAAACAGAAGGUACGCAGACAUUUUCAGAUCAACUUUGGAGUUGGUCAAGAUUUACAGUAAUUUUCCAGCACAAAUUGGUAAGAAAGCUCGUUCAUAUAGAAUCUUCAUAAUUGUGGUUUGCAAAAUACGCUGCAGAAUCAUUAAUGAUGUCUAAUGCCAGCCAACUUACUGAGCAACAAAUCACUCCGAGCACAGACCCAACAGAAAAGGAUGUUCACAAGGACGAUGAACUUACAGCUGAUUUAGAAAAACGGAGCAGAAGUGGUAUAAUAAAUGAGCCAAUAAGCAAAGUUCUAAAAAAACCUCGUUCUUCAACCCGCUUUCCAACAUUUGGCAGUAGCAGCUCAAUGAACGGGCAAUUGCAAAAUGGAAGUAUCUUAGCAAAUGGAAAAGAUUCAACAGUUCUUCAAAACAGUACUACCUCAAAGCAUAAAAGAGCCUCUCACAUGUUAGACAAAUCUGACAGAUCACUGGAAAGUUCAUCAGAGGCACAGAAUGAAGUGCACAUCAUUCCUUCUACGGAUCUUCAAAAGCAGGUGGAACCUGAGCACAUUUUCCUUUCCAGUGAACGAGAAGCUGGUAUUUCUGACAUGGAGGUCGUAUCAGCAGCUGAAGCAAUAAGCAGUCCUGUUGAUUUACCCUUCAUGAGUGGCAUUCCAUUGAAUCCAGGUGUUUUUAUUAUGACUCCUGCUGGGAUAUUCAUGGCAGAUAGUGCGCUUCAGAUGGCCGGUCUGGUAGAAUAUCCUUUGCAGAAUGACCUUGCUUCAGCCAUUCAUUCUGGAAAAAAGAAGAGAAAGAGAUGUGGCAUGUGUGAACCCUGCAGAAGAAGAUUAAAUUGUGAGGAAUGCAGUAGCUGUAGAAAUCGCAAAACUGGCCACCAAAUUUGCAAACUGCGAAAAUGUGAGGAACUUAAAAAAAAACCCACAGCAGCAUUGGAGAAAGUGAUUCUUCCUUCAGGAGCAGCAUUUCGAUGGUUCCAAUAGAUGUGAGCACGCAAUUCCCAGAGUUGUGUCAUUAAGUGCAAUGUGUCUGCUUGCUUGUAUUGUCUCAGGCAAACAUUGUUGGCUGAAGUAAAUGGACGCACCCUGUGUUUUCUUAGAACCAAAACUCUUUCUGCAACUUUCAUUCCAAUUUUUAUGGAGGUGAAUUUUAUGUUGUAAGAAUAAAUAUCUUUAGUCAUUGUACAAUGUGUCAGUGCUAUUACAACAAAUCUGUAAAAUACAGUACCAAGACAAAAUGGGCAGAGUAUGGACAAUCAGAUUUUAUUUGUAUUUGAUGUUGAUGUCUGUUAUGUAUGUUGGAAGGUGCUAGGACUGUUUAGGAAGUUAAUUUUACAGAUAUCUUUUAAGACUAGUUGACUGAACACACUGUUCUAGACAUAGCACAAUGGUUCAAUUACAUGCCUUUUUCCAAUCUACCUUUCUUCUAUAUUUUAAUGCAUAUUUCUCCAAUUGUCACUGGGUUAGUCAUUGUGUGAUGACACCUCUCGACGUUGGAAACUUGAACACAUAAGUAGGCACUAGAAUAUAAUUUUUGUUAUUUUCGUUUGUAAACAUUUUUGUAAAUUGCUGAAUUAACAUCACUGCUGUGGUGGUCUUCAAGCCACUGGUUUUCAUGUAAAAUCACCAGCUUCACACCAAUUGCAUGGUGCAUUUUGUAAUGAUUUGGCUGUUUUUGGCUGUUUUGUGUAGAAAAUUAGUGUUUCUUUUGUGUGUCAAAUUUCAUUUUGGGGCACAUAGCCUUGCAUGCGGCACUUGGCGUCCCUUAUGAUGAGCAGACUGAUUUCUGGAAAUGCUGUUUAGGGAGGUUAGCUUUUCACGAUCCAGCAAAGUUUUCAUUGCUUCUGCUAUAAAGGUACACUUAACACAAUUCUCUUCCUUGCCUACAGAAAAGAGACAGUGCCCCAGUAAAGCCUAUCCAUGGUAGAUCACAGGAACCUUUUGUUUCUAUGAUCUUUCUACUUCAUUGCGGCAAUGUAGUGGCACAACAGACAAUGCUGUUAUUUCACAACACCAGUGACCUGGAUUUGAUCCUGACCUCAGCUGCUGCCUGUGUAGAGUUUGCAUGUUCUCCUUGUGAUAACAUUGGUUUCUCCCUGGUGCUCCAGUUUCCUCUCUCAUCCCAAAGACAUUUUGGCUAUUAGGAUAAUUGGUUAUUGUAAAUUACCCUUAGUGUAGGUGACUGAUGGGAGAAUUGGAGGGUGUUAAUGGAUGAGAGAAUAUAGUACAGGGAAAUAAAUUUGGGAAUGAGAUUGAAGGGAUUGCUCUGAGAGCUGGUAUAGGCUGGAUGGGCUGAAUGGUCCCCUGCUAUAUCAGUAGGAAAUGUGAGUAAUAUGAGAAUCAAAAAAAGCACGUAAUUUUAGGGGCGCUACAUAUUAUAGACAUUCUUUAAAAAUGACCGAGAAAUAAAGACGCAGGGACUCCCCGGGUUACAGAAAACAUUAAUUUACGGAAAUCCAACAUUAUGCAAAUUCUCCCAUAGAGCUCGAAGUGCGUACAAACAAUGUCUCCCCGAAAACAAACCUGUCAAUUGUACUCGAUCAUCGAUGUUGGUUGCAGAGUCUUCAAAGUUUAAAAUAACGUUGAAUAGUUUAUGCCGAAAAUAUCUGUAUGGUUUGAUUAAAAUGAAGUAUCUUGUUGGAAUUUUGUUGCCUCUGAUGGCACUCUGGCUCUUUUAUGACCAGAUCUGUGGCAACUGGCUGCAAAUGAGUGAACUUAUGUUAUUAUUGCUGGCACCCACUUGUUUUCCCUUCCCGAGAAAGUGUUUGUUUCUGACUUAUGAAUUAAUUGGUUUAUGGAUAGUUCUCAGGAAUGGAACCCCACGUAACCUAGGGAGGGUCUGUACUUGGAAAAUGAAUAGCAGGAGGUUUUCAGUAAACAAAUAAUCUUACAACCAGGCAAAUAGUAUUUUGAUAAUUAAAACGGUAAGUAAUAGAAUUUAUGAUUACAUAACUGUUUGGAGAGGAGAACAGCUUUUUAGUUUUCGAUUUACAGUACUCUAAAACAAUUAAUACACAUUUAAAUGCAAUGCGUAUCAGCAACUUAAUUGCACCUCACCAAAUUAACCACUGAAGUCCUAAUGUGUUAUUAAUGCUAUCCACAUAAAAGUGAGUAAUUAAAUAACCAACUCAAUGACUUUUGAAACAGAUAUAUUUAAGCUGCAUUCACAUUAUUUAUGUCUUAUAUGUAUAUAUAUAUGCAGCCUGAUUUAAACUGCUGUUGCCAAUGCUCUUUAUGGGGUAAAUCUAGAGUUAGCUUCCAAUCUGACACCAGCACAAAAUGGAGAGGCCAAAGACUGUGUACUCUCACACUGCUUCCCUUGAUGCCACAUGAACUGAACUCCAUGAAGGGUGCUUUGUGCAUGUGCUUUACCACAAUUUGAAUGUUUAGAGAGAAGGCUCUCCCCUCUCCAGAAUUUAAAUUACCACCUAUUGUAACAGAGCUCCAGAUCUGGGUAUAUUCAGGCAUACAUUGAGCUCUGGUUUAGACAGGGCAGUUGAAUUUCCAAGCAGGAUGAAGCCAAACAAUGUAGACGGGAAGUAUGAACUAGCAGCAUAUAUGAGGUAAACACACUUUUAACACAUGCAUUUACUCUAUUUAAAGAGCCAAAAUUCUUUUUUGAGAAAGCACUGACAUUAGUAUCUUGUCUGAAACACAGGGUUUUUGGGAUGCUGGGUUGAAUGGGAAUGAAAAUCUUGGGCAGUAGGACAAACCAGGGAGAAGCAAGUACAAUGAGGAAGAAAAUUGUGGGGUGUAUAACCAGCUGCCAGUUUGCUAUUGUUUUUUUUUUGCUGCCUUUUUUUUUGCUACCUACCAGGAGAACCUGCAACACUUUUGGAAUUCACUAUUGUUCAAUAUGUUGGAAGCAAAGAGAGGUUGCUGGCUGAUAGGUAUUCCAUAUAGCUGCUAAUUUGAACUGGUGGAAAUUAGUUCUGGCAAGAGCCAAGGUGUGGUGACUGUCAACUAAUGAUAAUUCCAAUCACUAUUGAUCUGCCUUAUCCAAAGUAACUGCUGUGUUUUAAUUUGUUAUGCUGUUUGAAUAAAAAGUGAGCACAAAUACAUAGUGAAAAACAUUUCUUUCCCCAGAAACAAAAGUUUUAGAGUCCUUGAUAAGUUAGAGGAAAAAGAAUGGCUGAUGCAAUGCAUAAUUUUUUUGAAUAUUCAUAUAAAUAUUGGUUCAAGGUCAAUCAUACGAUAACAUGAUUGAACCUUCUGUUAUAAAGACAGGUUCAUGCUACUUUGAAAUAAUAUUUAAAACCAUCAGUUCUCUUUCUCAGCUUGAGCACUGAUUUUUUUCUAUUAAUUCUAAAAAUACUUUCCUGAUAUUGUGAAAGAGCAAUGUAUAUGAUUUGCCAAGAAACACAUAAAAUAUAUGGAUAUAAUUUUUUUUCUAGUUAUGUAAUUCAUUUCAGUGUUGUAAACUGGUCUUAAGAUUUGGUAUGUUUAAAGCAAAAACAGCAAAAGAAAAUGGAACAAAAUAUAUGCAUCAGCAAUAUGGUGUCCUGUCUGUAGCGAUUCUGUAUACAAAUAAAAUAAGUACUGUAAAAUUUA
This is a messenger RNA of Pristis pectinata (smalltooth sawfish), 4715 nucleotides long. RefSeq names its product CXXC finger protein 5a (gene cxxc5a). The record is from RefSeq and is a predicted model, not a curated record. Gene Ontology annotation, molecular function: zinc ion binding; methyl-CpG binding. The coding region runs from base 309 to 1148 and encodes 279 amino acids. Lineage: Eukaryota; Metazoa; Chordata; Chondrichthyes; Rhinopristiformes; Pristidae. The transcript is spliced from 4 exons. Gene Ontology annotation, cellular component: nucleus.